AUGAAAGUCCCGAGCUUGCAUCUACUUGUUGAUCAUAAUGGAAAUGUUAAUAAACGCAACCGGUUGAAUCAAACAUCUCUGCAUUGUUUAUUGGAAGCGGGAAAUGAAGUGCGUCGGAAUGAGUGUUUAACAUUAUUGUUAAAAUGGAAAGAUAAACAAACGAACGAAACAAUUGAUCUUGACGCAAGAGAUUCCGAUGACAAUACCGCACUGCACUAUGCAGCAAAGAAUGGAUUGAAAUCCUGUGUGGAAAGCUUAUUGAAUGCUGGUGCUGCGCUCUAUGUGGAGAAUCGAGAAAAGUUAACGCCUUGUGAACUUGCUGAGAAAAAUGGUCAUAAGGAUUUAGCCAUCUAUCUGGAAUCGCGAAUGAUUUUUAGCAGUAGUUGCGAAGAUUUAGAAAUCGAUGAAUCGCCAUUGACAACCGAUGAUGUUUCAUGCGGUCUACGAAUCCAAGAUUUACAAGAAGCCAAAGAUCUACUUCUUGUUGAAACAGCUGAUAUGUUACAAAUUCCAUUAUUUACUGCUGAAGCCUUGCUUCGAAACUAUGAAUGGUCAAAAGAAUACUUGCUUCAAUCAUGGAUUGAAGAUCCAAUUCGCUGUUGUGAGAUAUCCGGUGUCAAUCCUCCAUUAAGUCUUCUACAUGAACGUGGUUUGACAACCAUCGAUAUAAAUGAUUUUGAUACAGUACAUCUUUCAAAUGAAUGUGGAAUCUGCCUGAAGAUCUUCGAAAGUGGGGUAGAAAGAAUCGUUAUCUCGUGUGAUCAUCAGUUUUGUAAAGAUUGUUGGCAACAAUAUUUAACAUUGAAAAUAGUUGAAGGUUCUGUGCACAGUAUAUUCUGUCCGGCAACUGAUUGUUUUAAGUUUGUUCCAAAUGAGAUCAUCGAGAAAUGUGUUGACAAGAACAUGGCGAGACGUUAUCUCCAAUUCGAUAUCAAAGCAUUUGUUGAUUCGAAUCCAAAUUUUAAAUGGUGUCCACAUAGUGAUUGCACAUUAGCUGUUCAGUCACCGGUCUUCGAUCGUGUACAAUCAUCUCAUAUGAGAGAAUUCUCCAAGUCAGUUAAUUGUCGAAAUGGUCACUAUUUUUGUUGGGAUUGCUUACAAGAAGGUCAUGAACCAGCAUCGUGUGAAAAUUGGAAAGAUUGGUUUGACAAGAUAGCAGAGAUCAAACCGGAAGAAUUGAAAGGUACAGAAGAAGAAGAAGAGAUCGCUGCGAAUUGCUUAUGGUUGGUAACAAACUCAAAAAAAUGUCCAAAUUGUUCGAUUUCCAUACAGAAGAAUGAAGGUUGCAAUCAUAUCAAGUGCGUCAAAUGUAAAUACGACUUCUGUUGGGUCUGUUUGGAACCAUGGAAAAAACAUUCGAGUACAACGGGCGGUUAUUUUCAAUGUAACCGAUAUGAAACUGUAAAUAAAAUAAUUGCCAAAGAGAAAGAAUUGAUCACUGCUGCUGAACAACGUCAUAUACGAAUGGUUGAAUUAAACAAAUUUAUACAUUAUUACACUCGCUUCAAAAAUCAUGAGAAUUCUUAUAAACUCGAAGAACCCUUGUCGAAAACUGCGAAGGAAAAAUGCGAAAUUAUCUUUUCGAAAUCCACACAGCCAUCACAAACAAUAACGACAACAACUGAUGAAAACUCCAUUGAAUCUCAGACGAAAUUCAUCGAAGACGCGAUUAAAGAAUUGUUACGUGCACGACGUGUCCUCCGUUGUUCAUAUGUCUAUGGUUAUUAUCUUGAAAAUUCCGGCCAUAAGAAAAUGAUAUUCGAAUUCAUUCAAACGGAAUUCGAAGAAUGUACAGAAACUCUGUCGCAAAUCAUCGCCCGUCCUUAUCUUCGCACACCCAAACAUCGAAUCGUCCAAGUAACGAAAAAUGUCAAACGAAAACGUCUCGAAUUCUUAGAAACCAUUGCACGUGGUCUGAUACCGCCCGACACACCGCCCAGUUUGAAAAAGUUCUCCAGACAACGAUGGAAAUAUCUACUCAAAGACGAUGUCGACGGAGACGAUAAUGAAUUGAAAAAAGCUAUUGCCUUUUCAUUGAAAGAGCUCGAUCCGAAAAAUCCGUGGAUUGUGGAUAGAAAAGGACGACACACGAAUCUCGUGACGUUACUUGACGAAUGGCCAGAAUUAGAAAUGGAAAUGGAUUCUGGUCUCAUUUCGUGUGAUGAUGGUGCGUAUUGUAAACGUCGGAAUUGUUACAAACGUCGUGCACGAAAUCCCACAACAUCGAUUCGAUUUGAUUAUUGCUCAUUGAAAUGCUUACGUCUUGACCGUACUGAACAAUUAGAAAAAGAAGAAAGAGAAAUGGAGCAAAGUUUAGCACCAUUGACGAACUCAUCAGCGAUGAAUACAAAUUCGAUGACCACGAGUACUUCAACAAACGAUUCAGCAUCAGAGCCACAAAAUUCUGAUGAUAAUUCAUCCUCGAUUGUUGUCGUUGCACCUCCAAAUGACGUGAUGGAUCUACUUCGAGCCAUUGAAAUGAGUCGUUUACAAGCAGUUCGUGAAAAUGAACAGAACAUCUAUCGGCCCAAUCAAACGAAUUCAACCAAAAAUCCAAACGAUAAAAUCAAUUAUUUCAAUGAUCUACAACAAACAAUUGAAUUAUCAUUACGAACCAAAAAUGAACAAUCACCAGCAACAACAAUAUGUGACGAAUCUCAUGAAGACGAUGCGCAAUCAGCUGGUGCGGCGGCAGUUGCUGCAACAAUGCCAAGCUUAGAUCUCUUCAUCGAGGACAAUGCUGCCACGUUGAAUUCAAUCAUAAUGAAUUUACAGUCGGCAGUUGAGAAAGAUAGUACCUACGAAAAAUCGAAAAUCGUCGAUUUCGAUAAUAAAUACAAUGAAUUAAAGGAAAAUCUGAAGAAACCAAAUGAAUUAAAAGAAUACGAAGAUUUCGAUUUGAAAUGUAUCGAAACAUCGUUCCAUCAGCAACAAACCGAAAUACGAAGAAAAACAAGCAAUAAACGAAACAAAGAUGUCAUUGUACCAUUAGAUACAAAUGAAACAUCUAUGGUCGCAGCAGCGGCAGCAAGUUCCAUGCCAAAUAGUGUACGCAGUCCAUUACAGCGAAAACGUGCAAAUAUCGAACUCGACAUUCGACCCUGUGGCCCGAAUGAAAGCUUUAAUAAUCGAACAUUAUUAGUUCGACAUGAGAAUCAACCAUAUGAACAUUCGUGGCUGAAUGAAUCUAUUUCAAUGUCAACAACUCGUGCCAUUGUUGAACGACGUCCGAUAACACCAUCCGAUGAUGAAUCCAGUUUUGUUUAA
Messenger RNA from Adineta ricciae, 3267 nucleotides. Lineage: Eukaryota; Metazoa; Rotifera; Eurotatoria; Adinetida; Adinetidae. The record is from the annotation of a GenBank genome assembly.